AACGUGGUAAAAAGUAUCACUUUUAACACCACCAUUUUCUUCUUACUCUCUGAAUCAUCUAUCCCCCGCAAUCCUCUUUUCAGUCCCCCACACACACUCUCUCUCCCUCUCUUUACAUCUGCAUAUGUAAAGGUCUGUGUCUGCCUCACUCCUCUUAUGUUUCAAAUGCUCAGUGGAUGAACAAGUAACAAACCAUUUUUCCGUAUUUUUUCAGGAGACGGUAAAGAUGAAAGCAGCUGCUCUGUUCCAAGUUUUUGAAGGAGUAAGCUUUUGAGAUCUUGGUAAAGGAAUACCUCCAUUAGCUUCAAAAUGCCAGUUCCACUUGCUCCAUAUCCUACACCACCAACGCCAUUUACACCACCUGCUAACGGAACACAGAGCCAGCUUGUGUGUUCUGGAUGCAGAAAUCUAUUACUCUAUCCAGUUGGAGCAACAUCUGUUUGCUGUGCAGUUUGCAAUGCGGUCACAGCAGUACCACCUCCGGGCACUGAGAUGGCUCAGUUGGUUUGCGGAGGCUGCCACACAUUACUAAUGUACAUCCGUGGAGCAACAAGCGUGCAAUGUUCUUGCUGUCACACAGUCAAUUUAGCUAUGGAAGCAAAUCAGGUAGCACAUGUAAAUUGUGGCAACUGCCGCAUGCUGCUGAUGUACCAAUAUGGGGCACGAUCAGUGAAAUGUGCAGUGUGCAAUUUUGUGACAUCAGUAGGGGUAAGUAUAAAAUCCUCUUUAGUAUUAAGCCAUCAAGCUUUCAUGUUUCAGUCAAUGAUGAACUAGUAUUCCGACACUAUCAAAAUUCUGCAGUUUAAAUCCUAAAUUAGCAGGAUCUAAUCCCUACUUCAACAGGAACAACUCAUUUUUCAUCUUGGAAACAUAGCACAGAAGAUAUUGAAUUGUAACAUUGAAGGAGGAAAAUAGUAGUGUGAAUUUCUAAUCAAGUCUUAUAUAACUUCCCUUUUCAAAAUAGAACACCAACUAGGACAAGCAUAUGGCAUGUAAGCCUACAAAAACAAUCAAAGGAAUGAAAAUGUAACCUGUUAAGCUUAUUUCACAAGAGUAGGACUUGACAACCAAACAAAUUAUUCUAAAACAGCAUGCCCUGUAUUUUAUUUAUGGAAGAAGCAUGUAGCAAAGGUUAGCACAAAGACUAGUAUUCUUACUAAGCCUGAGCACCUUUAGGCCUUCCAAGCAAAUUACUUAGAAGAGGCACCACAUGUUCGUUCUCUUUGCUCCCUUCUCUUGAAUAUUCAGAAUAAGGUAUAACUACUCUUCAAAGGAGCAACUACACACAUGUUAACCACAUUUCCAAUUGGCAAAUCUGAAGCAGCUUUCGCUACAAGUAUCUCUAAUUUCGCACUUGUUAUGAAGGUCUAGAAAAUGUAAAGAAAUCGAAAAGUUCCUGCAAGUUAAAUCAAGGCAAUACUUAUUUGCUCAAGAAGUCUUUGUUUUCUGUUGAUUUCCAUUAAAUACCACGUAUGCGUCCAGUAUUUCAUUUUCUCUUCUUCUCCCUUAAAACAGUUACAGAAAUAGUACUAGUAAUAGUCUCGGCAGUGAUAGUGAUGAUAGUAGCAAUAUGCAUAUGUAAUGUUCCUUCCCCUUACACAACUCAUGUCUGUUCCGCUACAAAAGAUUAAAGGCUGCAUAGUAUUAGGUCCUACACUCAACUAUGUCUCAAUCCCAAAUUAGUUAGGACCGGCUAUAUGGAUCCUCUUGUUCAUGAGGCUCUAUGUAAACACUCUAUUCAACAUGUCACUGCGAUGGAAUUUAAUAAAACCUAUCAGUACAACAAGUAUGCAAUGAAAACAGUAAGGAUUUAAUUCCACAAAUUUCUUCUAUCGAAAAAUAGUGUUCUUAUAGAUCCAAAGUUAGUAAUUAUUAUUGUUACAACCACUGUAUGGAACAUACAAAAAGUUCUGAGGCCUUUAAAGCAUUCCUACUUCAUUUUGUAUUCAUACUUGACAAAAUGUUCUCUGGACAAUACAGGUUGCAACGAGCACAACUGAGCAAAA
Molecule: messenger RNA, 2006 nt
Organism: Lycium ferocissimum
Lineage: Eukaryota; Viridiplantae; Streptophyta; Magnoliopsida; Solanales; Solanaceae
Product: protein LOL1
Exons: 5
Coding region: 310-774 (154 amino acids)
Source: RefSeq, a predicted model, not a curated record